This is a messenger RNA of Eucalyptus grandis, 7524 nucleotides long. RefSeq lists its product as uncharacterized. The record is from RefSeq and is a predicted model, not a curated record. The transcript has 8 exons. Lineage: Eukaryota; Viridiplantae; Streptophyta; Magnoliopsida; Myrtales; Myrtaceae. Gene Ontology annotation, molecular function: ADP binding. Bases 217 to 6558 code for a protein of 2113 amino acids.
AUGUAUUCUCGGCAAUUAUAUGUGUCAUUGGUCCAUUGCAAGAACUGAGCAAAGAAUCCCUUCAUCCUCUAGUCAUUCCAAGUCGAAGCUGAAGACAAGCUAGCAAUCAAGAAAUCUCAGUUCCUCUUGCAUCCUUAUAUUGAAGCCACUCCUGUUUCCCCCGCACCCAUUUGUUUAAGCAACAAGAAGGAAAUUCUACAAAAUAAAGAAGAGAUUAUGGCCGAGGCAAUUGCUUGCCCCGUUGCAUCGAAUCUUUUGUCGAAACUCGGUGAGUGCCUACUUGCACCCAUUGGACGUCAAUUUGGGUACGUGCUAUGCUACAAGAGCUACAUCAACGAUCUCAAAAAUGGAGUCAAGGAGCUGGAGACUGCAUGGGAAAGGGUGCAGCAUGACGUCCAAGACGCCAAGAAUAAUGGAAAACCCAUAUACACCGAUGUUGAGAAUUGGCUGAAGAGUGUGAAGGAGGAGAUUGAGAAGGCAGAUAACCUGUUAAAAUGUGGUGAAAGUGCAAACAAUGCUUGCUUCCGUGGGUGGCUUCCCAAUCCCGUGGUGCGCCAUCUAAUUGGCAGGAAGGUGAUGAAGAUAACUAAAGUCAUUCAGAGACUCCAAGAGAAAAGUCGAAAUAAUAACUUCCAGAAGGUCUACCAUGAGAGUCCUCCAAUAGGAAUUGUCACUGCUACCACUUCCGUUGCAAGAUCCUUUGACAACAAAGAAGAUGUCUUGGAGUCCAGGGCCAAAAUCAUGGAGGAUGUAAUGAAGGCUGUAGUUGAUGACAAGGUCAAUGUGAUUGGGGUGUGGGGAGUAGGUGGAGUUGGCAAGUCUAGGCUUUUGGAGGAUGUGGAAAGGCGAAUUAAGGAACAAAAGCUGUACGAUGUGGUCGCCAAGGCAAAUAUAUCACGCAAUCCAGACCUAAAAAGAAUUCAGGGAGAAAUUGCUUAUGCAUUGGGCUUGAAGCUAAUGAAUGAGGAAACUACAUAUGGUCGAGCAAAUCGUUUACGUGAAAGGUUAGAGGGUGAUAAUAAGAAAAACAUUCUCAUAAUUUUAGAUAAUUUGUGGGAGAAACUUGAGUUGAAGGAAGUUGGAAUUCCUUGCGGAGAUGGCAAUAAAGUAAGAAGCUGUAAGCUAUUAUUAACAUCUAGAUACCGAGAUGUUUUGCGCAUUCACAUGUGCUCUGACCAACAAUUCCAACUCAAUAAGUUAGAGGAUGGAGAAGCACGGAGACUUUUCAAAAGGAUAGUAGAGGACAGAGUUAUGGAUCCUAAGUUUACAAGCUUGGUGAAGAGAGUGGUCAAGAAUUGUGGAGGCUUGCCACUUUUGAUUGUUUCGUUGGCAAAAACGUUGAGGCAUGGAGAUUUGGCUGCAUGGAGGAAUGCUUCGACCUAUAUAGAUGAGUCGAAUGUAAAAUCACUAGUGGAACAAAAUUACAAUGACUUAAAAGAUGAGAGGAUUCAAUCAUUGUUCUUGAUUUGUGCUCUAGACUCCGGAAAAAUUUUCGUAAGAGAUUCCUUUAUCUACUGCAUGGGUUUGGGAUUAUAUGAAAAAUUCAGCAACACCAUCGAAGACGCUAGAGAUAGGUUGAUUGUGGAUCUGCAUAGGCUGCAGGACUCUUCUUUGUUACUAGAUAGUAAUGACUUGGAAAAGUUCAGAAUGCAUGACAUAUUUGUUGAUGCAGCCAUCUCUAUGUUUUCCACAGAAUGGAACGCCUUGGUCGGGAGGAAGGGUUUUGGGUUUAAAAAAUGGUCAACGCAUGAGCUUAGAAAAUGCACUGCAAUAUCCUUCUUAUGGGUUGGCAUUGAUGAGCUUCCUGAAAAUUUGGAUUGCCCAAACUUGAGGAUGCUUCUGCUAGUCGAACGCAAUCCGUCUCUCAAAAUUCCCGAUUCAUUUUUUGAAUCUAUGGAGAAACUUCAAGUCUUAGACUUGACUGGCUUAUAUUUCACCUCUCUACCUUCGUCGAUUAAGUUCCUUGGAAACCUCAAAUCGCUGUGUCUUGAUCAGUGCCAUCUGGAGGACGUGACUAUUCUUGGAAAGUUGAAAGGAUUGCAAUUCCUAAGUUUCCUUGCAUCAACAAUCCCUAGACUGCCCAAAGAAAUAGGUGAAUUAACAGAAUUGAGAUUUUUGGACUUGACUGAGUGCAUUGAGCUCAAAGUUAUCGAACCAGGUGUGCUCGGAAGCUUGGUCAAUUUAGAAGAAUUGAACAUGGAAGACAGCUUUGAUCAGUGGGAGGCUGAGGAUGAAGCACCGCCAAGCAAUGCCAGCCUGGCCGAGUUGAAAAGCAUGAAAAAUUUGAGCACUCUAUGCAUUGCCAUUCCUCAAUCUGUCAAUCUUUCAACAGGCUUGCCAUUUGGGAAACUGAACAAGUAUAAAAUCCAAAUUGGGGACGUUUGGAAUUGGUCGGGCAAAUACAAAGAAUCCAGAACUUUAAAGCUGAAGCUGGAUUCACGCAAUCUUCCUCUUGAAGAGUGGGUGUCAAAAUGUUCGCAAAAACCGCAAGAUCUCCACUUGGAUGGAUUGCAAAAUGACAUACAUAACAUUCACGAUUUGUGCGUCGGAGGAUUUCAGGAAUUGAAGCAUCUUCACGUACAAAAUAGCUCCUCCUUUCAAUAUGUUGUUGAUUCCACAGAGAAUGUCCAGUGCACUGCAUUUACUAGAUUGGAAUCUUUAUUUCUCAAGAAUCUGAACAACUUGGAGAAGAUUUGUCGUGGUUCUCUUUCCCUAGAAUCCUUCAAUAAAUUAAAGAUUCUGAAAGUGGAUAACUGUAAUGAAAUCAAACAUUUGUUUCCUUUCUCCAUGAAGAGAAUAAUAUCACAGCUCGAAGAGAUUGAAAUAAGCAAGUGCUGCUUGAUGCAGCAAAUUCUUGCAGAUGGGGAGACAAAUGAAGAUGGAGAUGAAAUAGAUGAUGAUACCAAAGUGACGUCAUGCAAAUUGCGUAGGUUGACAUUACGAAACUUGCCAAAGAUGACGAGCUUCUGUAAAACUGCGGACCAUUUAUUCGAUUUCUUCGACGGACAACAGGUUUCAUUGGCCUCAUUGGAGUCCUUGACAAUAUCUGAACUUCCCAAAUUGAAAGAGAUAUGGAAUUCUCAAUUUCCUUCAAUUGUGAGCAACCUAAAAUUUUUUAAGGUUGAGGAUUGUGCCUUCCUCUUGAGCAUCUUCCCAUCAAAUUUGGUGACAAAGCUACAGAAUUUGGAAGCCAUAACCAUUGAAAGAUGUCAGUUACUACGAGAAGUAUUUGACCUUGAAGGACUAACAGUCAUUGGGGAUGUUGAGAUUCUAUCGCAAUUGACAACAUUAACCUUGAGUGACUUAUCAAGGUUGGGACACAUAUGGAACAAGAAUCCAAGAAGAGCAUUGUGUUUCCGAAACUUGAGGGUACUAAAAGUGCAAAACUGUGAGAACUUGAGGUUUAUUUUUUCUUCUUCCAUGGCUAAAGCACUCCAACAAAUAAAAGAGAUAAAAAUAGUGAGAUGUAAACUGUUGGAGGAAAUUAUACAUGUGCAAGAAGAAGAAUCAAAGGAAGAUGCAUCCAUCGACACUCUAGAGUUCCCUCUAUUAUCCUCCUUAUCUCUUGAGGAAUUGCCAAAUCUCAGGACAUUCUCCUAUGGGACAUACUGUAUUCACUAUCCAACCUUAACAAGAUUAACAAUAUCUGAAUGCCCCAAAAUGAUGACAUUCUUUUCAUUCGAAGGAAAGCAACGGUCGAUAACAGCUGAUGCGGGUUUACAAAAACCAUUUGGCCGUGUCAACUCUGACUUGUCCUUGCCCGUCUUCUUCAAUGAAAAGGUUCUUUUUCCAAGCUUGGAGAAAUUGAAACUUUCGUCGAUGUGCGAAUUAAAGAGGAUAUGGCACAACCAAUUCAACGAACAGUCCUUCUACAAACUCACAUCCCUCACUCUUGAACUUUGUGAAAAUCUAUCACAUGUUUUUCCAUCAAAUUCAAUCAAUAGGUUGCAAAGCUUGUAUGAAAUUAAGGUGAUCGGGUGUCCCUCCUUGGAGGCAUUAUUUGAACCGGUAAGUCUCAAGACCGAGAGAAGGCAAAAACCAUUGGUCCUCUCUGCAUUAAAAAAAGUGGAGUUGUUGAAUCUACCAAGGCUGAGAGACAUUUUGAAGAGUGAAUGCAAAGUAACCUUGGCAUUUCCUAGUUUGAAGGAAGUGAACGCAAGGCAUUGUCAUAGUUUGUCAUAUCUCUUCUCGAGUGUGACAGCCAAAACUCUUCAUGAACUUGUAGUGCUUGAUGUUUCAUGUUGCAAUAAUCUACGAGGCAUAAUUGUGAUGGAAGAAGGAAAAGGGGAAACCGUAGAGACAUUCAAGUUCCCUCAUUUAACCAAACUCAAGCUUGAUGACCUUAAGAGUUUGGUUUGCUUUAGUUCAGAGAAUUGUGCUAGUGAUGGGUCACAUCCUCUAUUUGAUGAGAAGCUUGCAUUUCCAAAGUUAGAAGAGUUACAUGUUGAGGGAGUUCAACAAAAAGAAAUAUGGAAUGAUAAAAUCCAUGUGGAAUCCUUUUGUCACCUAAAAGUCCUCAAGGUGAAACAAUGUCACAACCUAAUGAAUGUGAUUCCAUCAUCCAUGUGGAAGAGGUUGCUUCACUGUAUGGAGUCCUUGACAGUUGAGAAAUGUCAAUGUCUAAGAAACCUUUUUACAAUGUCCAUGGCAAAAAGUCUAGGACAACUCCAAUAUCUGGGUCUUGGUGGUUGUGGAGAGAUAGAGUACAUUGUCGCCAAAGAAGAGGAGGAACCUAAAGAAGCAACCGAUCAAAUUGUAAUUCCUCAACUUGUCACUUUAUAUCUUCACAACAUGCCAAAACUCAGAAGUUUUUGCCAAGGGAAGCAUAUUUUAGAGUGGCCCUCCUUGAAAGAAUUUACUAUUGAUGGUUGUAAAGCUGUGAAGGUGAUUCUUGGAGAUGUCAGUUGUGGAAAAUUAGAGGGUAGCGUUCCAACUCAUCAACCGCUUUUACUUGUUGAAAAGGUUGAGUUUCCUAGUAUGGAGUCGAUGAAGAUCUUGCAUAUGGAUAAUAUGGAGAAGAUAUGGCUUGAUGAUCUUGAUUUAAAUGCCUUUGUCAAACUCAAGAUGCUAGUAGUGGCGUAUUGUGAGAAACUUUUAUCCAUAUUUUCAUCUUAUAAUGUGCUCACAAGAUUUCGAAACCUAGAAAAGAUAACCGUGACCGAUUGUGGAUCCUUAGAAGUGGUAUUUCAAGUCCAAGAGUUUGAAUUUAUCGAAGCUUGUUCUACAAAUACUUUUCAAUUGAGAGAAUUAGUUUUGAUGCGGCUCUCAAAAAUGAAACGCUUGUGGAGUGAACUUCCUCAAGGAGGUCUUACCUUUGGACGCUUACAAUGCACAGAGGUUGUCCAGUGUGAGAGUCUCAAAAGUUUAUUUCCAAGCUCAGUGGCAAAAAGUAUGACACAGCUCCAAAAACUUUUGUUAUUGGAUUGUGGGGUGGAGGAAAUUAUCGCGGAGGAAGAUGAAGUAGGGAUGAAUGCGGGUGAUCUCUUCUUUCCGCAAUUAACCGAACUAAGAUUAGUUGACUUGCUGAAACUGAGGAGCUUCCACCAAAAUAGUCAUACUUCAACAUGGCCACUCUUUAAACAAUUGCAAGUAAGACAUUGCAACAAGAUGAGGUCAUUCUCAUUUGCUUGUGAAUUCCAAAGCUGUCAAGGUACAACCACCAGUGAAAACCAGCCUACACUCUUUUCUUUUGAAAAGGUCAUUUCUCACUUGAAGGUACUGGAAUUGACAAGGGAUGAUGUUGUGAUGCUACCACAGCAUUACAUCUUUGACAAUCUUAAAGAGUUGGGUUUGGGAUGCUACCAUGAUGAAAACAUCGCUUUCCCCUCCGACUUCCUUCUCCAAGGAUUCCCCAAUCUAGAAGGGCUUCGUGUGCAGUGUAGUUCUUUCGAGGAGAUAUUUUCAGAAGAUGAUCUUGGACAUGGGGGAGCUACUCCCUGUGGAGGAUUGACAGACGUGGAAAAACCUCUCAAGUCACUUGGAAAUCUGAAGCAGCUUUGGUUGCUAGAGCUAUGUAACUUGAGGGGAAUCUGGAAAGAUGGCUCCUUGAUGGCUGAAAUCCUCAAACAGGUUGAAUUUUUGUACCUUUCGCAGUGCCUGAGUUUAUCGAUCGUAUUUCCAUCUCCUGCCUCAUUCCAGCGAUUGAUGAUAUUAGAAGUAAGGGAGUGCGCUAGUUUGGUUCAUUUGGGUACUUGCUCGGCGAUGACAAGUCUGGUGCACCUUACUCAGCUAACUCUAAGCGAUUGUGGUGUAAUGGAAGAUAUGGCAACAGAUGAUGGAGAUGGAGCAAAGGAGAUCCUUUUCCCCAAGCUAAAACAACUAAUACUUGAUCGUUUACCAAGCCUUGGGAGCUUCUCCCCAACGAAUUGCGCCUUCAGGUUCCCAUCACUAGAGUGUAUUGUCAUCACGCAGUGCCCCAAGAUGAAUAUAUUCUGCAAUGGUGCCUUGAGGACACCAAAGCUAGAUAAAGUACUCCUCUCCAAAGACGAUGGUGAAGGACAUUGGGAGGGCGACCUUAAUACUACCAUUCGAACCUUAUCGACUUGCAACAAUCCAUAACAAAUUUAGUAAUGCAGGUGAAUCUGUUUGCUUAAUCGUGUCUUGCCUGAACUUAGUGACAAAAGGAAGAAACUUGCGUUCUUCUUUGAACUAUAUAUAUAUAUGUUUGGCUGUGUUAUGACAAAAUCAUUAUAUAUUCCGAAUAUUAGGGGCUUUUAUGCACUUUCUUACCAAUGCAUUCUAGCUGUUUGAUGAAUUGCUUAGCACAAUUUGAAUCAAUGUAGCUUCGAAGAUAGUGAGGUUUUGUUAUAUGGGGCCGUGUGCUUGCCCACUUCUCUGGUUAGUUUUGGGGAGUGUCUUACUAACAAUGUUUGUUCCUUUCAAGUGUCAUGCACCCUACGAUCAAAGUGGCUGCUUUUAUUUGCUAGAAGGUGUCUCCUGUAGUUAGAUGUUGAAGCAAUCCUUUUGCAACCUGUGCUUUAAUAGUGUUUUAGUGCAUGGUGUUGAUGCGUCUCGACAUGGAGCCUAUUCACAGUGGGUGGGUGUUUAUUGAAUAUCUCGUUCUUUUUCUAGUUUGGGAUGUCCUAUCUAUGUCAUUUCCUUGCUAAUGGUACUAGUGUAGCAUUUCAGCAAACAAUCAAUUAAAUGUGGGGGUGCUUUAUUCUUUAUCAAAUUUUAUGGAGAUCUUGUAUGUACGUUGGCUUUUGGGUUGCCUUUUGGGCAGCAUCAUUUAGCACCAAGAAGUUUCUUUGGCGUUGAACUAUUUGGACUAUGACAACAGCAGCCAUACACUGACCAAAAAGGGAAGAAGUUAGAGAAUCCAAAUAAGCUUGUGUCCUUCAAGUAGCGCAACAUAUCCUACAUGGAGCCGUUCAUCCUUCAAGUAGUUCAGUCUCUGAUUGACAGUGGCAUCGACAUUAAAGUUUAUCUUGACUGAUUUUCCCUCCUUGCGCAUGAUCUUGUUUAUGAGUGCAACUCCUCGUAUGAAUAUACUGACAUCUUUGACAUUGUUUUGAGAAAACUAGU